Molecule: messenger RNA, 1710 nt
Organism: Elgaria multicarinata webbii
Lineage: Eukaryota; Metazoa; Chordata; Lepidosauria; Squamata; Anguidae
Product: vomeronasal type-2 receptor 26-like
Exons: 6
Coding region: 1-1710 (569 amino acids)
Biological process (GO): G protein-coupled receptor signaling pathway
Cellular component (GO): plasma membrane
Molecular function (GO): G protein-coupled receptor activity
Source: RefSeq, a predicted model, not a curated record
AUGGUACUUCUCCUGAGCAAUGCCACGACGAAGUACUAUCAGCAUAUUCUAGCCUUGGCCUUUGCGGUAAAUGAAAUCAAUGAAAAUCCCAGGCUCUUACCAAAUGUCUCUCUGGGAUUUCACAUCUAUGACAGCUACUGUGAUGCAAGGAUGACCUAUCAAGCCAUCCUGAAAUUGCUGACCAUACAAAAGAGAACUGUCCCCAACUACAAGUGUGGUACACAGAAGAAGAUGCUGGCUGUUAUUGGAGGUCUUCAUUCUGAAACUUCCAUCCAGAUGGCCACCAUCUUGGGCAUCUACCUAAUCCCACAGCUCAGCCAUGGCUCAACUUCAUCCAUGUUAAACAAUAGGAGUCAGUUCCCUUCUCUCUACCGGAUGAUCCCAAAUGAAGCCCAUCAACACACUGGGAUUAUCCAGUUACUUCUGCAUUUCAGAUGGACAUGGCUCCACCAUUUUCUGAAGAGCAUCUCCUUUAACAACACCAUGGGGGACAAUGUCUUUUUCAGUAAGAACAGAGAGUUAGUUUCUGACUUUGAUAUUAUAAAUUGGGUCACUUUCCCAAACAGAUCCUUUCACAGAGUCAAAGUCGGAAGGCUGGAUCCACUGGCCUCUCCAGGCAAAAGGUUCACCAUUCAUGAAGAGAAGGUCACGUGGCACAGCAAGUUCAACCAGAUGGUGCCCUCUUCUGUGUGUACAGACCACUGCAGUCCUGGUUUCAGCAGAAAAAUGCAAGAGGGGAAGCCAUUUUGCUGCUACGAUUGUGUUCUGUGUCCAGAAGGGAAGAUUUCUGACCAGAAAGAUAUGGGUUAUUGUGACCAGUGCCCUGAAGAUCAGUACCCAAAUCAAGAUCACACCCAAUGCAUCCCAAAAAGCCUGAGCUUCUUGUCUUAUGAGGAACCUUUGGGGGCUAUUUUUACCACGUUUGCCCUGCUCUUUGCUCUGAUGACAUCCCUGGUGCUGGGAAUCUUCAUUAAGCACCAGGACACACCCAUAGUCAAAGCCAACAACCGAAGCCUCACCUACACUCUUCUCAUAUCCCUUCUGCUCUGCUUCCUCUCCUCCUUGCUAUUCAUUGGCCAGCCCAAGAAAGUGACCUGCUUUCUCCAACCAAUGGCUUUCAGUGUUGUGUUCUCUGUGGCUCUUUCCUGUAUGUUGGCAAAAACCAUCACCGUAGCUUUAGCUUUCAUAGCCAUCAAGCCCGGAACCAAAAUGCGAAAAUGGGUAGGAAAAAAAUUAUCAAAUGCUCUUGUACUCACCUGCUCCCUUAUUCAAGCAUGUAUUUGCAGCAUGUGGCUGGGGACAUCUCCCCCAUUCCCGGAUUUCAAUUUACACUCAGUCCCUGGAGAAAUAUUCAUAGAAUGUAAGAAAGGGUCCUUCACCAUGUUUUAUUGUGUACUGGGUUACAUGGGUUUUCUGGCCAUUGUGAGCUUUAGUGUAGCUUUCCUAAGCAGGAACCUGCCUGACAGUUUCAAUGAAGCCAAAUUGAUCACCUUCAGCAUGUUGGUUUUUUGCAGUGUCUGGAUAUCCUUUAUUGCCACCUACCUGAGCACCAGGGGCAAAUACACGGUAGCCGUGGAGAACUUCUCUAUCCUGGCCUCCAGCGGUGGUUUGUUGACCUGUUUCUUUUCUCCAAAAUGUUUCAUUAUUUUAAUAAGGCCUGAUCUCAACACCAAAGUGCAGCUUAUAAGAAAAAAAGAUACCGGAGUCUAG